AUGGCUAUAAUUUUUUAUAAGGAGAUAAUAAAUAAUUAUAAAAAAUUAUAUGAAUCCAAGGAAGGAUACGAUGUAAAAAUUUAUGCUGGUGAAAAACCAAAUGUAAAAGAAUUCCAUGUUCAUUCACUCAUAUUAAAAUCCCAAUCUAAAAUUUUCCAAACUCUUCUUACCAAAGAUAUUCAGAAAAAGGAUGGUUAUUAUAUUUUAAAUUUAAAUAAUAAUUCACCUAAAUUUGUUGAAAUAAUUUUAAGUUGUAUGUACAGUGGAAGUUUUGAUUUAACAAAAUUACAAUCUUGUGAAGAAAUAAUAAAUCUCUUAUUAUUAUCAAAUGAGCUCGGAUUUCAAUAUUUAGUUAAAUGCAUUCAAGAAACUUUGAUUGAAAAUUAUGAUUUUAUUAUUAAAAAUGCUAUUGAGAUUAUUGUAUUAACUUAUCAAAAACAUUAUUUAGAUAAUUUAUGGAAUUUCUGUCUUAAAAAAAUUUGUGAUAAUCCUGAUCACUUAUUUAAAUCAACUAAAUUUCUUACCUUUAAUCCGUCUAUUUUAGCAAUAAUUUUAAAACGAGACGAUUUUUGUAUUGAUAAUGAAAUCAUUGUUUGGGAAAAUUUAUUAAAGUGGGCAUGUGGUCAGAAUCCUGUUAUUCAACAAGAUAUUAAUAAAUGGAAAAAAAGUGAAUUUACGGCGAUGAAGAGAAGAUUAAGCAAGUUUAUUCCAUCGAUUAGAUUUUAUCAUAUACCUCCAGAAGAUUUUCUUCUAAAAGUAUAUCCUUUUAAAGAAAUAUUACCAAAUGAUUUAAUCAAUAACAUAUUUACAUAUCAUAUGGCACCAAGUAAAAGACAAUGUAUUAAUUUACAGCCUCAACGAAAACAACCAGCCAUAAUUACGCCUCAAUAUUUUAAUAUUUUUUCUAGUUGGAUUGACAAGAAAAAUAAUUCUUAUUAUAAUGGAAGAAAUAUUCCAUAUAAAUUCAAUUUACUUUAUAGUGCUGGUAGAGAUGGUAAUACAGGUGCAGCGUUUCAUGAAAAAUGUGAUGAUAAAGGUCCUACUAUAGUUGUAGCAAAAAUUGCAAAUUCAGAACAAAUAAUUGGAGGUUAUAAUCCAUUGGAUUGGAAACCAAAGAAUUCAAAUCAUAGUAAUUAUAAUAAGUCUACAAAAGAUAGUUUUAUAUUUUCAUUUAUGGACAGAAAUGAAUUUCAAACCGCAAAAGUAAGUUAUCCUAUUGAAGGGAAUCAUAAAUAUUCUAUUUGUUGUGUACCAGAUCAUGGGCCAAGAUUUGGUGUCGGUCUUGAUUUAGUAUGUCAUGAUAAUGGUAAUUGGGCAAGUAAUUCAUAUACUUAUUCUAAAAUUGAUAUUCCACCAAUGUUUACCGUAAAUGAUUACGAAGUAUAUCGAGUUAAUAGGUCAGAAUAUUAUUAUUAA
Messenger RNA from Rhizophagus irregularis DAOM 181602=DAOM 197198, 1416 nucleotides. Lineage: Eukaryota; Fungi; Glomeromycota; Glomeromycetes; Glomerales; Glomeraceae. The record is from RefSeq and is a predicted model, not a curated record.